UACAGUCAAAGAAGUUUUCAAAAGGAGAAAGAAGAAACGAUAGAUGUCAUGGCAUGGAGAUCAAAAGCAAAGAUGAGCCACAGCUCACGCACAUAUUCUUCGCACCUGACCCCAAUGUGCAUCCACAUUCGAAGACAAAGUGAAAGCCCACCCAAAUCGAGAUGGCAUCUUUGACGAUGAUAAUUAGAUGCCCAAGACGGGCACCAACCCGGUGAUUUCCCAGAUGCAGUUCCAGUUCCCCUCCGAUCCAAUCAUCAUCCCUCUUGCCAUCGUCCCCCAUGGAUUCCAAGCCGCGACUGAAAUGGACUUCUCAGCUUCAUCAACUCUUCGUCGACGCCGUCUCUCAGCUCGGCGGAGUCGAUAAAGCUACACCCAAGUACGUGAUGCGUGUAAUGGGAGUUCCCGGACUUACUCUGCACCACCUGAAGAGCCAUCUGCAGAAAUAUAGACUAGCGAAGAAUCGAGAAUCGAGCAUUCUCCGCGGAAACAGGCGACGAGAUGCCAAGGUCACGCACCAGUGGACUUCGGAGGACGCAACCACCCAGGACGAGGCGAACGAAGCACCACCGCAGUGCGAGUACGCGGGGAUCACCAACUGUCCUUAUCUUGAUUCAUCAGCUUGCAGCGUUGACUCUGCUCACCAAAAUGUUCUCUGUGUUGGCUACAGAACCACGUUAAAGAUGCAGAUGGAGGUCCAGAGAAAGCUGCAGGAACAGAUCGAGGUGCAGAGACACUUGCAGCUCCGGAUCGAAGCCCAGGGGAAGUACUUGCAGUCGGUGUUGAAGAAAGCCCAGGAAGCACUUGCUGGAUACAGCUCGAGUGCCAUCGGAAUCGAAGCUGUCAGGACCGAGCUCUCGGAGUUAGUCUCGGCUAUGGACACGGAAUGCCUGAGCUCCUCCAUCUCCCCUGGUGAUAGCUCCGCGGAGAGUUGCUUAACUUGUGGUGAUGUGAUGGAGACAAAAGAAGGGAACUCGUUAAAGCAAGACGACAGCUCGUCUGCACUCCAUCGGAGCCAGGAAUCCGAUGAGUUCAGUCAGAAGACGACGAAGAGAAUGCAGAACGAUGUGCACGACGAUCUUUGCAGAGCCAAGAGAAGCUGCCGACGGAGUAGCUUUACCAUACAAGAAGAGCUUGACCUGAACAUAUAGAAAUCGCAUGAUGUGUAAUAAGCUCUACUCUCUAGUAUGCUAGCUGAUAGCUAUGUUUCGAACACAUCUAUUUUCGCUCUGAGGAAUGAAAACUAAGAAACUCUCAA
Molecule: messenger RNA, 1255 nt
Organism: Musa acuminata AAA Group (dessert banana)
Lineage: Eukaryota; Viridiplantae; Streptophyta; Magnoliopsida; Zingiberales; Musaceae
Product: myb family transcription factor PHL8
Exons: 5
Coding region: 279-1148 (289 amino acids)
Molecular function (GO): DNA binding; DNA-binding transcription factor activity
Source: RefSeq, a predicted model, not a curated record